AUGAAGACAUCAGCAAUAUUACAAUUGCUGAGAAACAAUGUCUACAGUGUGGUCAAGGUAUGUUUUGUUUAUUUUUUGACGUUUAGAGCCAAAGUAAUGUAAUAUUCCGCCGAGACCUAUGUUAUCUUUCAUAACGUUGUGUCUAGAUUAACGUGCAUCCUUAUUGUUAUGCUUCUAUUCUUAAUAAUUAUAAAAUGUAUGUUGUUGACCUAAAAAAAUAAAUAAAUAAAUAAAAAUUGUUUACCCUAUUAUGAACAUUUAAAUUUCUACUCUAACCAAGAAUAAAUUGUAGGAGAAGCUGUAAGUGAAGAUGGCAAGAGUUGUCUUAGAUGUUUUGACCAAAAUGGACGUCAGAAAACUGCGGAAAACGGACAAUGCACAUGUCCUUCUGAUUCCAUCAAGAUCACACGAUAUUCUACAAGAAACAAUGGGCUAGAAACAAGAGUAGAGUGCUCCAAGUGUCCCACAAACACAAAACCUGACAGAAAACAAGCAAUUUGUGAGAAAUGUGUUGGAUUCGAGUGCUACUGUUUUGAGGUAAGACAUUUUUUUAUUAUUAAUAAUAAAGACAUUUUCAAAGGUAUCAAAACCUUUUGCAGAUUCCCUCGCAAUGCUCUGAGAAAACGAUGUCUCAAAUAAGUGACGGAAUCGAGAUCGAAACAGGCCAGAAGUUCCGAUCUGCCCAUGUUCGUCGCUUCACAGAAGCCGCUGAACUUGGUUGCAAAUCUAAAAACCGAGAAUCCUGUCACACGCUAGCCAAUUUGUGUGUUCUACAGAACUACAAUCGAGAUGCGGCUACAUCGUGCACAUUAUAUGAAUCACUGUUCCGAACAAACCCGUCCAGUUCAGACAUACCGGCACUAUUCUUUUUGAACAGUGAAGCCAGUAUCGAACUGUUCCGAGAAUCCGCCAUCGACGCUCACUUCGACUUUGUGCACGGUGCUCCGAAUUCACAAAUGAACUUCCAACUGGCUACAUACACUUUCAACGGUACCUUUCUCGGAUUCCACCCCUUGACUGAUGGGAUAAUACAACAAUGUCCUACUGAUACAGACAGGAAGGAGGGAGCGUUUAAGUUUGGGAGGAUGGAGAGAGAUUACUGUAGAAUCAACUUGGCCGAAGUCAUUAAAAAGUACCACAUCUUCUUUGGUACCCACCCUUAUGAGUUGCUGUUCCAUGAGCUGUACUUGAAGUAUGCUGACAGACAAGGCACUCAAAAGGUAACAUUUUCUUUGACUUUUAGUUUAGUUUGUUAUACAUAUUGCAUGAAAUAACAUAUGCUACUAGUCAGUAAAACAACAAAAGCUUGUGGUUAUUUUAUCUCUAGAAUCCAAUUUAAGAUAUACAACAUACCGAUAGUCAACGAAAACAUACGAUAUAGUGGACAAUUUGUGAACCGGGCAGAUUCUCGCCAAGACAGUAAAUGGAUUCUGACCCGUCGAUUCUAUAUUGUGGAUGAACAGAUAGAGCCAGAUCUAUUCAACGCUCUCGUUAGGGUACCAGUUCACAUAUCCCUACAUAUUCAAAUACAACGAUCGCUUGAUGGAAGAAUCUUCCCGCCUUACAUGAGGAUACGACACAACCAAUAUUACUUCGCAGUAGAUAACAAGUCAGCCGUCAAAGAAGUUGUAGAGCAACGAACUCAUGAAGAACAUGCUGACUUUCUGUUCCAGACCAUCUAUGUCAUCGACAGUUUCGUUCAUGACAAAACUAUUGAGGUCAUCAUGGCUACUUUGAGUUGCACAUGUGUCUUAUGGGGUGCAGUGAAGGCAUACAGGUAACAAUAACUUAAUGAAUUUCUGUUAUUGCAAAUUUUAACCACAUCACCACAUUCAAUAUCACUAUUUUCAGCUGGGGAAGGAGAGCAGGAAAGCUGAUGGUUGAUGCAUCUACCGUAAUCAAGUUCCUACUGUAUGUAGCUGAGAAUCUUGGUAACAUUUUCCUAUUAAUAGCCGGAUGUACGGCCGUGUGGAUCACGUUUGCUUACAAGCUACAAAAAGAAAUGGUAUACGUGGUGCUAACAUACGAACAAGAGUGGUCUUUGGUCAUCUACAUUUGUUGUUCAUGUGGAUUGAAGGCCAUAGCACUGGUUCAUACCUACAUGAAGCUGAUCUUCACGGAAACAUUCUUCGUCGAUUGGGAACGGCCGAGACAUCCAGUCGACCGUAGCCAUGAAACCACCAUGUUGGAGAUGACACAGAACGAUUUACUGAGCCAUAAAACAAGAAAGACACCUCCAGUGGUUAUAUGGUAAGCUAUACUGUAACAUAACUAUCCAAAAAUUUACAGGAGAACAUACUUGAUCGCAAACGAGUGGAACGAACUCCAAUACUACCGCAAGACGAGCGUGUCACUCCAGAUGAUAGCCAUGUUAUUCUUCUUGGACCUCUUCAGGUUCUCUGACUGGGCUAUAGUUCAGCCUGGAUUCGGAAGAGGAGAUCCAGUCUACGCAGAAACCCGGAUGACAAGAUUUGCAGUAAACCUGGCAGCUUAUAUUGCUAUCAGCAUGACCCAGUGGAUAACGAAUGUCUUAAUCAUAGAGAAGAUCGCCGAUCCUUUCAGAAACUUCAUGGACUUGUGUUCUGUAGCCAACAUAAGUGUGCUAGCCUUGACUCAUCCUCUCAGAGCGUAUUACAUUCAUGGGCGAUCAGUCCAUGGAUUGGCUGAUACGGACAUGUUGGAGAUGAACAUGUUCUUACAACGGGAAAAGGUAAAUACUUUAACCAUAUGUAAUUGGUCUUUGUCACGUAAAACAAGUAUAUUAUCUUGUUUACAUUACAAUUGUUUUAGGAAAAUCUUUGUGGCCUUCGAGGUUUGGAAAGCAACUCAGAACUGCAGACUUUCGUCGCUUGUCUGCCUCGAGCAUUUCGGGAACGACUAGACGAACUGACUGGUGCUCUACGUACAGUAUCACAAGGUCCUCAGGUCAGAAUGAUUGGCGGUGAUAAGACCACUGCCAAAGUAGCUAACACUGCCAAGAUUCACGCAGAGAUCAAUCAAUUUGUAAAAGACUUUAUCGACCACGCCGACCAGUCUACUGAUUACAUUGUGUCUGACCCGAAACUCAUCGAAGAAAUACUGGACAUUGAACUGAACGACACUAGCAAAGUUGGCACACUUAUCAGGUAAGUCUUGUCUUAUCACAGUUAAUCUUACCGGUUUCCUUCCUCGUCAUAUUGUGAUUUGAUCUGUAAAUUAACAGCUUUUUGGGCUAAUAGUAAAAUUUACAUAAAUAUUGUUUUAGAGACCCAUCAGAAAUGGGCUACAGUGCGUGCUUCGUUUAUGGGAACGAAUGGUCCCACUUGUCAUUUGAAUUGUUAUUGUUCUGCGUACUAGACAUGUUUUUGCUCAAUCGAAUUUUAAGUGCGACUGUCGUGUUCGCCGUAUCGACAGCUGUUACCUCAAUCGCCAAGACUUUCUUUACAAACAGUUUGGUAAAGAGUAGUUUGGUCGAUCACCGAUUCCUCAUAUAA
Messenger RNA from Bursaphelenchus okinawaensis, 3473 nucleotides. The record is from the annotation of a GenBank genome assembly. Lineage: Eukaryota; Metazoa; Nematoda; Chromadorea; Rhabditida; Aphelenchoididae.